AUUCAGUUUGUCAGUGUUAUUGACAGCGUGUUUCAAACUGGAGGUUUAAACAUUGCUUAAUUUGAUAAAUAUGGCGGACUGCGUAUCUGGUAAAACAAUAAGCCGAACUACACUGGGAACAUCGGUAGACUUUGCUGUUUACUGCGAUAUUUGCGCUCAAAGUAAAGAAUGGAUAGAAGGUCAUGGCUACUGCGAAAAUUGUGGAGAAUAUUUAUGUGAAGCUUGCUUUGAUUACCAUUUGAAACCGAAACCAUUCAGAAACCACAAAUUGCUGAAGAAGGAGGAUAUGCCGCAAACGAUUAUUUCCAAGAAUAAACUGCCGGAUUUUGGGGCAGAGACUGGAGAAAUCUGCCAAAUACACACCAAUGAAAAGCUGAACUUUUACUGUCCGGUGCACGAAAAGUUUUAUUGUGGAACGUGUAUUGCACUUAAACAUAGAGAUUGCGACAAUGUUGAUUAUCUUCCAGACGUUGCCGGGGAUUACACAAAUAGUAACGAGUUUAAACUCGUGGAAGAAAAGGUUGAGGGUCUGCUAGUUCGGGCUGAAGAGUGCAAAUCCAAAUUGUCACUUGAUGCCGACGCAAACAAAAAGCAAACCGAGAAAGUGCUGACACAAAUUGACAAGUUCAGAGAAACUUUGAUUGACAAGUUAAACAAGCGCGAAGAAGAGGUCACUGAGAAGGUCAAUGAACAUAAUCUAAGAAAUGUUAAAACUAUAUCAGAUAAGUUAGAAAUAUGUGACAAUGUGAAAUCAAAAGUAGAAGAUUUGAGAAAGGAAAUGUUUUCCUUGAAAGCAAACAAGCAACACUGCCAAUUGUAUCUUCUGACAAAGAAACGUUCCGAUGAGCUGGAAAAAUUAAGUGAGAAGUUGCCUCAAACUGAAAAUUUAACUGAAACAGGAACGUUUGAAUUUUAUCCCAACAAAAACAUUGCUAAACUUUUGAGUCAACCAAACGCGUUCGGCGACUUUCACAAAAGUGAUACGAAUUGCAGGAAUGAAAUUAGCUUACAAGUCCCUGGAAAAAGUGUAAAUGCGAAUGUGGCAGAGAUGGAAGAUACUUCAGGCGGUAGCAAAUUUAAGGAAAAUACGAAAACUAACCCCAACAAAAGUAAGUUAAGCGCUAGUACACCUACUUUGAAUGACAAGGAUCCAUUUACGUUCAAGAAAUUGCACUCAAGUUACGACAUAGAUAUAAAAUCAUGUUCAGGCGAAAACAAGCCCUGGAUAACGGGUAUUACAAACAUCAAUGAAAGUGAUCAGCAUGCAGUUGCGGUUUACAAUAGUCAACUGAUUGCACUUGUUGAUUCGAGACAAAAGAAAAUAGUAGCCGAAAAGAAGCUGAACUGUGGUCCUUGGGAUGUGACGUCGGUGAAAUCAGGGGAGAUCAUUGCUACUCUACCAUAUAAAAGCAAGCUCGUGUUUGUCAAAGCCUCUUCCGUGAGAGGCCAGCCGUCUAAUGUGAUGGAAAUGAAGAUAGUAAAGUACAUUGAUGUAACUGGAGAUUGCCACAGUAUAACGAAUGACGGAGAAAAUAUCUAUGUAAGUUACCAAAAGCCUGGAAAGAUACAAGUUCUAACUUCAGACGGAACUGCCGUAAGAAGCAUAGAGUUCGACGCAGACGGCAAACAGCUUUUUGCGGAACCCCAGUAUAUUGCAUGCAAUGCAAGCUUAAAACUCUUAUACGUUACUGACUGGAACACAAAUGCUAUUACUUGUUUAACAACUGAAGGUCAUAUCAAGGAGACUUUCAUAGAUGAAACACUCAAAGCUCCAACUGGAAUAGCAGUUGACAAAGGCGGAAAUGUAUUUGUAGCCGGUUACCAUAGUAACAACAUAUUACAACUUUCCCCAACGUUCAAGAAUGUUCAGCUUGUUCUUGAUAAAAGAGAGCAGGUAGUUUGGCCACAAGCACUCGCAUUCUCUGCAAAAUUCAACAAAUUCUGCAUUGGCUUCCGCAAUAACGAGGUCAUGAAAAUAUUAAGAGUGAAGUAGCCAGCUGCUUUAAGACAGUUGGAGAAACAUUUAGGAGUUCUUUAAUAUUUCAUGAGCCGUAAAUAACAGUGUGAAAUGACAUUUAUUCUUCCUGGUAUUAAUUAACAUUUUACCGAUAUUUAAAAAGUUGAAUGUAGGAGAAAGAUUGUACAGCUUAAGUGUUGCUACUAACAUUUUACAUUAUUUUCAUUGAAAACAAAUACAAAAACAAAAACAAAACAAAACAACGGUAUGCAGUUCCAAAACGUUUCAAUGAUAUUGAAAGUGUUACGACAUUUGUUAAAUUAAUAAAAUAUGAUUUAAACAAUAAGUAGUGAACAUUGUGUUCCAAGAUACAACAAAACAGCAAUAUUCUGCUUUAUAUGAUAGUCGAUUGCUAGUUGUUAGUUCACAUUACCUUGUAUGAAUAAUAAUUGCAACAUGAAGAUCAGAUAUCAAACUAAAGCUAACUUAACCUUAAGAUAUAGCUCAAGAAGGACCAUGAUGAAUUUAACAGUAGAAAACAAACUUUUGCCAAAUUGUAAGUGUACCAGAGGGAAAUAUUGAAUGGAACACGUUCAGGUGGGAUGUCUUAUUCAUAAAAAGUUAAACGUUCAGUGUCUCGGUCCAAAUUACUUGUUGAUGCAUGUUUUAUUAAAUACAAGACGUUUAGUCAGUACUUAGAUGUAUUAAUCCAUAUUGUUUUAGUCUGUAUAGAAAAUUAUUCCAUAGACUUGGUAAAAGUUUAUGGCAACAGUUAUUGUUUUUUUUUUUGGUUUUUUUUAGGGGGAGUGGGUGUCAGAUAAAGUUCGAUUUGUCUGGUCAAACUAAUGUGUAAAUGACCAAAGAAGAAAAUAGCUACUGCCAGUCAAACAAAUUCAUAACAUGUAAUCAGUUUACCUGUUUUCUAGUUGAUAGUUAAUAAGUCGGUUAAUUACUUCCCUUUAUAUUGAAAUAAAACCGAACUUCAUGACAUCACAAGAAUGAAAGUCGGCAUACUGAUCUGCUUAUUACAUGUUCAGACUGCGUCAUUCCAUAUCAUUUCAAGGGAUAUAGGCUAUCCGGCUUUAAAUAUAGCUUGUGGGAUUUCCCACGCAUUUUACUGACUAAACUUUUGUGUUCAGUAUCCUUAUAAUUUAUAUUAUCUAUCUUCUAUUUUUAACUUUGUAUCCAUAUGUAAGAAUUAGAAAAUUGUACAAUGUAUAUUUGCUAACGUGUAUAACUAAUCAGUGGAAAUAAUUGCAAUAUGUUGUUUGUUUCGCUUUCAUUAUCCAGCUGUGGCAAUUCGGAAA
This is a messenger RNA of Mercenaria mercenaria, 3264 nucleotides long. Its product is annotated as tripartite motif-containing protein 2-like. Bases 71 to 1993 code for a protein of 640 amino acids. The transcript has a single exon. Gene Ontology annotation, molecular function: ubiquitin-protein transferase activity; zinc ion binding. The record is from RefSeq and is a predicted model, not a curated record. Gene Ontology annotation, cellular component: nucleoplasm; chromatin. Gene Ontology annotation, biological process: positive regulation of DNA-templated transcription. NCBI's taxonomy places the organism in Eukaryota, Metazoa, Mollusca, Bivalvia, Venerida, Veneridae.